AGGCGCGUCGCUCCACACCGACCUUCAGGCCGUUACAUGCACGGGGAUUUUUAAUCUGCACAUUUUACAGAAAUCAUGGGCUGUAAAAAAUCCAAGCUGGACGACGAGCAGGGCGGCGAUUCGCUCCAUAUGAAGAAGAGCGAACACGGACGUACAGAACAAACGGUAUAUGUGAGAGAUCCAACCUCCCAUAAAGCUCUCAAUAUAAACAACUCUCUUCCUCCUGGACUCCUGCCUGGUCAGAUGUUCCAAAAAAUGGAAGAGGAGCAGGAGCAGGGCAAAAUAGUCGUGGCGCUGUACCCGUACACCGCCAUCCACCAGGACGACCUGGGAUUUAAGAAGGGAGAGAAGCUGAAGGUUUUUGAAGAUCACGGCGAAUGGUGGAAGGCGAAGUCACUGAGCACCAAUAAGGAAGGUUUCAUCCCCUCCAAUUACGUAGCCCAGGUCGACACCAUGGAGACCGAGGAAUGGUUCUUUAAGGACAUCACGAGAAAAGACGCAGAGAGACAGCUGCUAGCGCCUGCUAACAAACCGGGAUCCUACCUCAUCCGAGAGAGCGAAACGUCCAAAGGAAGCUACUCUCUGUCCAUCCGAGACACCGGUCCUCAGGGUUCGGACGUGGUGAAGCAUUACAAGAUCCGGAGCCUGGACAGCGGCGGCUGCUACAUCUCCCCCAAAAUCACCUUCCCAGACAUCUGCAAAAUGAUCCAGCAUUAUCACAAACAACCGGACGGACUUUGCCGGAAACUGGAGAAACCGUGCGAUAAACCCAAAGCACAAAAACCGUGGGACAAGGACGCGUGGGAGAUCUCCAAAGAGUCCAUCAAGAUGGUGAAGAAGCUCGGGGCGGGGCAGUUCGGAGAGGUGUGGAUGGCGUAUUACAACAACAGCACCAAGGUGGCGGUGAAGACGCUGAAGCCGGGCACCAUGUCGGUCGAGGCGUUCCUGGAGGAAGCCAACCUGAUGAAGACGCUGCAGCACGAGCGGCUGGUCCGACUCUACGCCGUCAUCACCAAGACGGAGCCCAUCUACAUCAUCACCGAGUUCAUGGCCAACGGCAGCUUGUUGGAUUUCCUAAAGAGCAGCGCUGGUUCCAGCAUCCAGCUCCCCAAACUGAUCGAUUUCUCAGCUCAGAUAGCGGAGGGCAUGGCCUACAUCGAGAAGAAGAAUUACAUCCACCGAGACCUGAGAGCCGCCAACGUCCUGGUGUCCGAGAGCCUCCUGUGUAAAAUCGCCGACUUCGGCCUGGCGAGGGUGAUCGAGGACGAUCAAUACACCGCCAGAGAAGGAGCCAAGUUUCCUAUCAAGUGGACGGCGCCGGAAGCCAUCAACUACGGUUCCUUCACCAUCAAGUCCGACAUGUGGUCAUUCGGAGUCCUCAUCUAUGAAAUCAUCACAUUCGGGAAAAACCCUUAUCCAGGAAUGAGUAACAGUGAGGUGAUGAGCAGCAUCCAGCGUGGUUACCGCAUGCCGUGCCCAGAAAACUGCCCCGCUGAACUCUACGAAAUCAUGACCACCUGCUGGAAGAAAAAACCGGAGGACCGUCCCACCUUCGACUACAUCCAGAGCGUGCUGGACGAUUUCUACACGGCCACUGAGGGUCAGUACCAGCAGCAGCCAUGAACCCUGAACCGGGGGCGGCUGUAGGAGUUCGGACGUACCGAUUCUCACCACGUGUUUCAGUGUUCAGCGGCCUGGACCGGAACGUGUCAGAUCUGAUCUGAUACCCGUCCAAGACCUCCAGAACAGUAUCUACCAGGCGUUCUGCAGGAAGAACACUGAUCCAUCAGAGAGAAGAUGUGUAUAGAUGUAAAUAAUGUAAUAUUUUGCAUCCAUCAGCUUGCUUUUAAUUGAGCAAGAUCAAACUAUUUCUUCAAAUUGAAGUUUUAUCAGCUUGCCUGUAAAAUGAAGCUUCGCCGUAUGUCGAUUUGGUCCCACACUCCAUUCCUGUUUCAUUUUAGGGUCAGAUGUCACACGCUUUGUUUCUUGUACGCAAACGCUGUUCGUCCUCCUGAAAAAAAUCGAUCGUUCAUUAAAUUUUGUUAUUUACUGUAAUUGGAUCAACAUGAUGUGCACUUCUGUGUCUAAAUAAUUAUUUUUAUUUAAUAAAUAAAUGA
Molecule: messenger RNA, 2117 nt
Organism: Trichomycterus rosablanca
Lineage: Eukaryota; Metazoa; Chordata; Actinopteri; Siluriformes; Trichomycteridae
Gene: lyn
Product: LYN proto-oncogene, Src family tyrosine kinase
Exons: 13
Coding region: 76-1623 (515 amino acids)
Biological process (GO): regulation of platelet aggregation; negative regulation of B cell proliferation; neuron projection development
Cellular component (GO): extrinsic component of cytoplasmic side of plasma membrane
Molecular function (GO): non-membrane spanning protein tyrosine kinase activity; signaling receptor binding; ATP binding
Source: RefSeq, a predicted model, not a curated record